Messenger RNA from Branchiostoma floridae (Florida lancelet), 1088 nucleotides. Its product is annotated as alpha-N-acetylneuraminide alpha-2,8-sialyltransferase-like. Gene Ontology annotation, molecular function: alpha-N-acetylneuraminate alpha-2,8-sialyltransferase activity. Lineage: Eukaryota; Metazoa; Chordata; Leptocardii; Amphioxiformes; Branchiostomatidae. The record is from RefSeq and is a predicted model, not a curated record. The transcript has 7 exons. Bases 1 to 1056 code for a protein of 351 amino acids. Gene Ontology annotation, biological process: N-glycan processing; oligosaccharide metabolic process.
AUGAAGCGCUCCAAAUGCCUCUUGGUUGUGUCCAUGACGCUCAAUGUUCUGCUAAUCUUCAAAGAAUUCGUUUUUCUUCCCAGCCAGGAGCUUACUAGUGACAGAGGCACUCCAGACAAGCUAACUUUCGACAGAAAGGUGCAGCAAAUUCUUGAAGAAACCAAAGGCGACCUUUCAAAACUAAGACCGACCGAAGAACCUGUGUGGGUCUACAACAGUACAGCUGCAGACAUAUUCAGGAGCGAACUUGAGGCGUGCUGUAACGGAAGUCAGAACCUACUGGUGACCCAGUCCAACACACGUGUCAACACCACCAUUCAGUACGACGCGGAAAACAAAAGUAAACUUAACGUCACUACUGAGAUAUGGAGAAAAUUUCCACAGAAAACGCCUUUUGGGUACAAGACGUUCCCCAGCUGUACUGUUGUCGGGAACAGCGGCUUGCUGAAAGGUAGUGGAUGUGGGAAACAGAUCGACUCUGCCGACUUCGUGUUCAGAUGCAACAUGGCACCGAUAGACGAGCGAUUUGUUGCAGACGUUGGGAACAAAGCAAAUCUUGUCACCAUGAAUCCAUCUAUAGUAAGGGACAGGUAUCUUGGACUCAAGAACACGACUUUGAAGGAGAGAUUCGUGGCGGCUCUAUCUCGUUACGGGGGUGCUUAUGUCUGGAUGCCGGCGUUUUCCUUCAAAAUGUGCACAUCUCGCAGCUUCGCUGUUCAGACCACGUUACAGGAAUAUAAGUCCAAACUCAGUGUGGUUUUCGGGAACCCCCAGUUCAUGCUAGCUAUGAAUAAAUAUUGGAAGAGCAACGGGGUAAAAGCAAGAAGAAUAUCUACAGGCCUGUUCUUGGCUAGCGCUGCUCUGUCUAUAUGCGGGGAGGUCCACCUGUACGGAUUCUGGCCCUUCCAUGUUGACAAGCACAACGUCACACUGACGGAACAUUACUAUGACAACGCCCUCCCGCACAAAAUGCACAAACUUCCGGACGAGUUCGCAAAACUUCAACAGCUACACCGAGAGGGAAUAAUACAACUAAGAACUGACUCCUGUUCUUGACAAGUCUUUUUUAUAUUCACUGAGGGAGACCU